Messenger RNA from Perkinsus marinus ATCC 50983, 1374 nucleotides. RefSeq lists its product as hypothetical. The annotation marks the transcript as partial. Lineage: Eukaryota; Perkinsozoa; Perkinsida; Perkinsidae. The record is from RefSeq and is a predicted model, not a curated record. The transcript has 2 exons.
AUGUCGGUGUGUAAAAAGCUCAUACUGGCUCUCCGUAUGGGUGUGGCAGCUAAGGUCCUCGAGGAACAAAUCAGGGCUACCAUAAGGUCCGAGUAUGUUACGAGGAAGAGGGAGUACGAAAACGCCGCGGCAGCCAAGCUGGCCCUUAAAUUGGCUGGUAGCUUCGAGCCUUUUCCUCCCUUCCCAGAGGAAUAUGUCGCUAAAUCACCGGCACUGUUACAGGCUUUCUUGGUGGACUAUGACCGAAAUCGCGACGAUUUGAGGAGAGAGCAGGCAGCUCUAGUCUCUACAACAGCCAUCGCCAUCGACAACCAGAGGAAAGUCGUGAAACGCACAAAGAUAGACGUAACUAAGGGAGAGGCAGGUACACAAUCACUGACUGCUGUGGGAGACGGAGGUUUGAUACUUGGCUAUUAUGUCGUCCCUGACGUUGGCAGGAUAUGGAUGAAGUCAGCAAUGGAAGAGCUCGUCCAACGGCACGGACCUAAUGUACCAAAACUAUUAUAUGUCGAUACGGGAUGUUGUAAUGGCAACUCCAAGUCGCUCUUCCAGGACUCUGAGGAGGAUACAAGACGAUUGGAGGAGGUGAGGGCGAAAGCUAACCUUAAUCUCACUGACGAGCAGAAGAGGAUAGACCGCUCCAAAUAUGUGAGAAGGUCCAUCGGCGAUCCGAAGACUACUUGUGCCAAGUUGCUCCUAGUGGUGAAGGCUCACAUAGCCCUUGAUAAGGUCGCUGCGGAGCAGUGUAGGGCCGUCGGUAUGAAGACAGAGGCUGUAACCGUGGCAUCACCUUCGUACCCACUCAUCACCCACGCAGUCAAAAAUGCUGUGAUGAACCAGUGUGUACAUAUCCUCAAUGGCUGUGUAGCUGAUGAAGGCAUCGCUUACGUUCAAGUCGGCGAAGCGGACUACCGCAAUACUGGUGUAGUACUACCAGUGUACAAGUCCCUAAGAGGGACGUCGAAGGUAGAAUCACUGCAUUCUACCCUCGACAGGGCCUUCUACUCCAUGCGGAACUUCCGAACUAAGGUGUUUGAUGCUAGAGCCUCGUGGCAUAUCGCCAACUAUAAUAGAAGGCGAUUGGUGGCCUUGGGGAAAAACGCCAUACCGUGCGGGGUUGCUCCUAGCGAAGACGACGACGCCGUCUUGGCACCACCUGAGGCAGCGACGAAGUUGCUGUUGGGAUUCGAGUAUGCCAGAGCUACAAUGGGCGACGUCAUAGCAUUGGAGCUUGAAGGAGAACCUACUCCAGAUGAUGAUGUGGUACCUGUGGAAGGAGAUAUGGUAAACUAUGCUGAUGACUUGAGCGACGUCGAGGAGCCCAUAUGUGACACAGACAACCCCAUUUUAAUAGGAAUGGAUUUGUCACAAGGU